This is a messenger RNA of Mitosporidium daphniae, 2361 nucleotides long. RefSeq lists its product as uncharacterized. Gene Ontology annotation, biological process: mitochondrial protein processing; protein-containing complex assembly. Gene Ontology annotation, molecular function: ATP binding; ATP-dependent peptidase activity; ATP hydrolysis activity. The transcript is spliced from 3 exons. Lineage: Eukaryota; Fungi; Microsporidia. The coding region runs from base 1 to 2361 and encodes 786 amino acids. Gene Ontology annotation, cellular component: m-AAA complex; membrane. The record is from RefSeq and is a predicted model, not a curated record.
AUGAUUUCAUUCCAUGCGCGCAUUCUUAUUCAAGAACCUAGUUUUCAGGAAAACGCACCUCCCAAAGUGGUUUUCCUUGCUCCUGAUGAGAACAUCUUUUUGUCUUUUGACAAAAAUACCGUGAAGCUCGAACUAAAUGAAAAUCAAGCACGUAAUGGAAUCAAUUUUACUCCGCGGGAUCAUGAUGCGGAUCGCAAGCAAGGCGAAAAUGACAAUGGCAAACAGCAACAAAAACAGGCUGGAAAAAACAAUGCAAAAGGAGAGAAGGCAAGCAAUGCAAAGGAUAAUCCGUUUUGGAAACGCCCGGAAAUUGCAUUUUUAGUCCUUGCUACUUCGUUGUACUAUUUCUCUAGUAAGCUCUUUGAUCUUUCUUCUUCGCUGGCAUUAGAUCGCCCUCCAAUUCAAGAAAUUUCUUUUGAAGAAUUUCUUCUAUCCUCCUAUUUGAAAGAAGGCCUCGUGUCAAAGCUACUAGUGGCUUCAGAUAAAACACGCGUCUAUGUUUUUCUUAAAGAUGAAGAAAAGGACGCAUCGAUGGAUGAGCAAGCACGUCAGACAGCAAACGAAGAGAUUCACACAUAUAGAAAAAAAUUGUUCCCAUCUCUCAUGUUUACCAUCGGAUCUAUGGAAAAUUUUGAAAAGCGCCUUUCAGAGGCGUUUCAAUCGCGUUCAAUCUCGAUGGUUCCCGUUGUUUGGGAAGUAAAUCAAACAUGGCCCAAUGAGUCUGGUCGGCAGAAUCUCGGUCCUUCAUCGCUAUUAACCAAUGGCCUGAUCUUUUUUGAAAUUCUGAUAUCUGUCCUUCCGCUGGCGUUUAUAGGAUAUGUCAUGUGGAAGGGGUACUCAUUAUCGCAAAAGGGUGGGCUUGGUUCCGGAUCUGGUUCCGGAAACCCUUUGGCCAGGGUUUUCAAUGCCGGAAAAUCAAAGGCAAAGCUUUAUAAUGCGCAAACUGCCCAAAAAGUUCGCUUUAAAGAUGUGGCUGGAAUGGAUGAAACCAAACUCGAAAUUUCGGAGUUUGUAAAAUUUCUUCGAGAGCCACAAGUAUAUGCAGAGCUUGGAGCACGCAUCCCAAAAGGCGCCAUAUUGAGUGGACCCCCUGGAACCGGAAAGACCCUUCUCGCCAAGGCGAUGGCCGGGGAGGCCGAGGUUCCAUUUCUUUCCAUUUCGGGGGCCGAAUUUGUGGAAAUGUUUGUUGGUGUCGGUGCUUCUCGUGUCCGUGAUCUAUUUGAAGAAGCGCGAAAAAUAGCACCUUGUAUUGUGUUUAUUGAUGAGAUCGAUGCAAUUGGAAGGGCUAGGGGCCGCUCCUCGCCCAUUGGAGGCGGGGGAAAUGAUGAGCGGGAAUCGACGCUAAAUCAGCUGCUUGUGGAAAUGGAUGGCUUUUCAUCAUCUCAAGAAGCACCCGUGGUGAUAAUAGCUGGCACCAAUCGACCAGAUGUACUUGACCCGGCACUGUUGCGCCCUGGACGAUUUGAUCGCCAUAUUUCGAUUGAGCGGCCCGACGCCAAUGGACGGAAACAAAUUUAUCUUCUACAUCUGGAGCCGCUCAAGCUUGAUCCAAAAUUGGAGAAAGGAGAAAUAUCUGCUCGUUUAGCAUACAUGACACCUGGAUUUGUUGGUGCCGAUAUUGCAAAUGUUUGCAACGAAGCAGCUCUACUUGCGGCCAGGCUCUCCCAAACAUAUGUGAAAGGAGAACAUUUUGAGGCGGCCGUGGAACGCGUCAUUGCUGGAAGCGAGCGUCGAUCGCGUGUGCUUGCCACAGAGGAGAGGUCGAUUGUGGCCCAUCAUGAGUCUGGACAUGCACUUGUUGCCUGGUUCUUAGAACAUGCGGAUCCGGUGAUGAAGGUAACCAUUAUUCCUCGGUCUUCUGGUGCUCUUGGCUUUGCCCGCACAUUGCCUUCUGACGGGCUGCUCCUCAGCAAAGCCCAGCUGAUGGAUCGCAUCUGCGUGGCUCUUGGAGGCCGCAUAGCGGAAGAGGUGAUCCUUGGACGUGCAUCGAUCACCUCUGGAGCACAAAAUGAUCUUCAAAAGGUGACCGAAAUGGCAUAUGAUGCCGUAAGCGUACUGGGCAUGGAUGAUCGCAUUGGGCUCCUCUCAUUUCCAAACACAGAGAGAAGAUUUGGGGCCCCACCGCCAUACUCUGACGAGACCGCUCGGCUUAUCGACGCCAGAGUCAAGAUUAUGAUAGACGAAUGCUAUCAACGUGCCCUGGAGCUGAUCUCUAGCCGUCAAAAAGCUCUGGAAGCACUGGCGCAAGAGCUGCUUUUGCGGGAAUCUCUUCAUAGAGAGGAUUUGGAGCGCAUCCUCGGGCCUCGACCAUUUAUCUCGCGCCAUGCUUACGAUCUGAGCAAGCACCGCGAACAAAUAUAG